Messenger RNA from Bipolaris zeicola 26-R-13, 1786 nucleotides. RefSeq lists its product as uncharacterized. Gene Ontology annotation, biological process: peptidyl-L-cysteine S-palmitoylation; protein targeting to membrane. Gene Ontology annotation, molecular function: protein-cysteine S-palmitoyltransferase activity. Gene Ontology annotation, cellular component: endoplasmic reticulum; Golgi apparatus. The annotation marks the transcript as partial. The record is from RefSeq and is a predicted model, not a curated record. NCBI's taxonomy places the organism in Eukaryota, Fungi, Ascomycota, Dothideomycetes, Pleosporales, Pleosporaceae. The transcript is spliced from 3 exons.
CGCCGGCGAGCCGGGCCUGCCACCAUCGCGCCCCUCGUCCAUCACCACCGCGCACUCGGGCAGCCAGAACCGAUGGUCGCAGGCCAGCCCGGCGCGACGAGGCGGCGGCAUCAGCGUCUCUGGCAGCCUGAGCCACCAGAGCCGUCCCACGACCGCCGCCAGCAGAACCCAUGUCCCCCUCGCUGCCCACGGCUUCUUUCGCCCCAUGAGCUCUCAGCGCCUGCAACAGCAGCGCAACCAGCGCCCCACGUCGCUGCUCGGCCACAGCUCUCUGUACUCGGAGACUGCGCUGGAGCCAAACUCCAAUCCCUACCGCUCCAGUACCGGCUCCACCCAGACCAACCGCGGCGUCAUGACGCUGGGCCUCCACCACGAAGAGGAUCUGCAGCCUCCACCUUCGCGUGGCACCGACAUUACCGACAGGGACAUGCCCGACCGCACCACGGCCAACUCAACUCCCACCGGCGCAGAAACUGUGCGCAGCCACGGCGAGAGCAUCACGCCUCUACAGCGUCCCCGACCCCAGCACCUUAACCUGGCCAAUGUCCACAGCCACGAUGCCGGCAAGAACCCUCCCGCCCCUAGCAAGUCUCCGCGCUCUUUUCGUUCUAGCUUCAUGAUUUCCAGUCGCGAGGGCCGCUCAAACCAAAUACGCCCCCAUCAAGGCCACGAGAAACUCACGUCUGCCGAGCCGUCUCCCCGACUGGCGCGUAAGGAGGCCACCAAAGAGGCAGUCAAGAAGGAGUUGGGUAAAAAUUACCAGUACUUUUCCGGAAACACGGCUUUCUGCUGGGGCGGUCGGCUGCAAAACACGCGCGACAGACCGGUCAAUGUGGCGACGGCCAUACUUAUAAUUCUGCCAGCCUGCCUUUUCUUCGGUUUCUCGGCGCCUUGGCUCUGGCUUAAUGUUUCUCCUGCGAUACCCAUUCUCUUUGCGUACUUGCUUCUCGUUUCCGUGUCUUCUUUCUUACAUGCAUCUGCUUCAGAUCCCGGAAUACUUCCGCGGAAUCUUCAUCCUUUCCCCCCGCCUAAUCCUAAUGACGACCCGCUGAGCCUCGGUCCCCCAACGACUGAAUGGACAAUGGUGGUGUCUGCAACUGGUGUUAAUGCCGCCAUGGAGGUGCCGACCAAAUACUGCAAAAGCUGCAACAUUUGGCGCCCUCCACGCGCUCACCAUUGUCGCGUAUGCGACAACUGCAUUGAGACUCAAGAUCACCAUUGCGUCUGGCUCAACAAUUGCGUCGGUCGCCGCAACUAUCGUUACUUCUUCGUCUUCGUUUGCGCCACUACUCUGUUGGCAAUCUUUCUUCUCGCUGCUAGCCUAACGCACCUUUUGGUCUGGCGAACUCGAGCUGGUGUGUCCUUUGGUGCUGCCAUAAACGAGUGGCGUGUGCCCUUUGCCAUGUGUAUAUAUGGACUCCUCGGCUGGAUGUACCCUUUCAGUCUUGGUGCAUAUCACCUUUUCCUAGUUGGGAGGGGUGAGACGACCCGUGAAUACCUAAAUUCCCACAAGUUUCUCAAGAAGGACCGACACAGGCCCUUUACUCAGGGUUCAGUUCUGAGAAACUGGUUAGCGGUACUGCAACGUCCACGCCCACCAACGUAUCUCCAUUUCAAGAGGAGUUACGAACAAGGUGAUCAGCGAUUUGGGCCUCGCAGAGAUAAGCGAACAGCCCCGUUGGCGCCAGAGCAGCAAGGAGGAGGUGUGGAAAUGCAGGACGUUCGUGCUUCAGAGGUCUUUCAGGGCCCAGUAGGUCGAAAUACUGUGGAAGUUGGUGCUGCUUAG